GCUCACCGCCACCGGGAGCCGCUGGGCUUGGACGCGGCAGCUCUUCCGGGACAGCAGCUGUGACACCCCCCUAGUACAGAUUUCGGGACAGCUCUCUAGAAACUCGUUCUAAAGACGGAACCGCCACAGCACUCAAAGCCCACUGCGGAAGAGCGCAGCCCGGCCGGCCCGGGCCCUGAGACUGGACCCGCAGCGGAGCCGGGCAGCACCGCGGUUGCUUCGCCUCGCCCGACGUCCCCGCCUCCUCCACCGGCAGCCUCCGCUGGAGAGACACCCAGCCCCACCAUUCAGCGCGCAAGAUACCCUCCAGGUAGGUUGAAAGCCCACCUCUCCUUUCUCCUGGGCUGGGAGAGGUGGGUAGGGGAGCCAGACACCCAGCGGGCGGCUUGAUCGGCUGGCCCAGGGCCUGGACAGUGCCAGCCGCGGACUUCCCAGCCCUGGUGGCUCCCUGUCACUAAGCUUCUCUGUAUACCACACCCUGUUGCUUCCGGGUGGCACAACCAGAUCAAAUUAAGCGUUGCAUUUCUCAAAAUUAUUUUUCCUGAGACAUAUGCAGACACACUUAUAGAUUCAGGCCCUUUCAUAGUUUUAAUGUUUCCAUUUUGUCCUCUUUUUAUAUUUAGUUUAUGCGUGUGUAAGUUUGGGGAUCAUUUAGAGCAAUACAGAGCAUUUUCGUUUGUGUAAAACCAGAAUCAUUUGGAUGCAGAAGUUUAGAUCAUGAGAGCUCAGAAGGAAAGAGAAAAGCAUUUGAGCUGAAAACGGAGGAGUAAAAUUGAGUUUGGCAAAAGAAAGGGGAGCAGGUUUGGUUUGCACCACCUCUUCACACAUUUAUUAAAGGGAUCCAAGAUGACAGGCCUCUCCAGGCACCAGAGAUACACAGAUAACUAGGACACAGUCCCUGCAAGCUCAUUUUCUAGCUGGAAACCUCAGAAAGACACAAAGAAGAGCAAUAGGUAGGUUUUGGCAGGGAAGGACAGAAAAGACUAACGGAGACUCCUAGAGGUGCUGAAGAAAGGCAGAAGGAGAAGCGAUGAAUGAAUGAGCAGCCUUUCAUUUCAUCCCAACAGCCGGACAGCAAGAUAAGUAAUCCUUUAACCUCACACUAGCAAGUGUAUUUUUAAGGCCCCGCUUGGAAAAUAAAGGCUUGAACUGGUCUCUCCUCAUCACUGCUUCUCCCAACAGGCCCUCAUCACCUUUUUUCAAGUCAAGAUUUCAACCCCUACACGUAUGACUCAAUCAGAUUUGGAAAUGUGGAUAUGCCCUGCGUGCAAGCCCAGUAUAGCCCUUCGCCUCCAGGCUCCAGUUAUGCGGCGCACACGUACGGCUCGGAAUACACCCCGGAGAUCAUGAACCCGGAUUACGCCAAGCUGACCAUGGACCUCGGCAGCACCGAGAUCACGGCCACGGCCACCACGUCCCUGCCCAGCUUCAGUACCUUCAUGGAGGGCUACUCGAGCAGCUACGAACUCAAACCCUCCUGCCUGUACCAAAUGCAGCCGUCCGGGCCGCGGCCCUUGAUCAAGAUGGAGGAGGGCCGCGCGCACGGCUACCACCACCACCACCACCACCACCACCACCAUCACCACCAUCACCAGCAGCAGCCGCAGCCGCAGCCGUCCAUUCCGCCCCCGUCCGGCCCGGAGGACGAGGUGCUGCCCAGCACCUCCAUGUACUUCAAGCAGUCUCCGCCGUCCACGCCCACCACGCCCGGCUUCCCCCCGCAGGCGGGGGCGCUGUGGGACGACGCGCUGCCCUCGGCGCAGGGCUGCCUGGCGCCCGGCCCGCUGCUGGACGCGCCCAUGAAGCCGGUGCCCGCGGUGGCCGGCGCGCGCUUCCCGCUCUUCCACUUCAAGCCCUCGCCGCCGCACCUGCCCGCGCCCAGCCCGGCCGGCGGCCACCACCUGGGCUACGACCCGACGGCCGCCGCCGCCGCCGCGGGCAGCCAGGCCGCCGCGCUCGAGGGCCACCCGUACGGGCUGCCGCUGGCCAAGAGGCCGUCCGCGCUGGCCUUCCCGCCCCUCGGCCUCACGGCCUCCCCCGCCGCGGCCAGCCUGCUGGGCGAGAGCCCCAGCCUGCCGUCGCCGCCCAGCCGGGGCUCGUCGUCGGGCGAGGGCACGUGCGCCGUGUGCGGGGACAACGCCGCCUGCCAGCACUACGGCGUGCGCACCUGCGAGGGCUGCAAGGGCUUCUUCAAGAGAACGGUGCAGAAAAAUGCAAAAUAUGUUUGCCUGGCAAAUAAAAACUGUCCAGUAGACAAGAGACGUCGAAACCGAUGCCAGUACUGUCGAUUUCAGAAGUGUCUCAGCGUCGGAAUGGUUAAAGAAGUUGUCCGUACAGACAGUCUGAAAGGAAGGAGAGGCCGGCUGCCUUCCAAACCAAAGAGCCCGUUGCAGCAGGAACCUUCUCAGCCCUCGCCACCUCCUCCUCCCGUUUGUAUGAUGAAUGCUCUCGUCCGAGCUUUAACAGACUCAACACCCAGAGAUCUUGAUUAUUCCAGAUACUGCUCCACUGACCAGGCCGCGGCGGGCACAGACGCUGAGCACGUUCAGCAGUUCUACAACCUUCUGACAGCCUCCAUUGACGUAUCCCGAAGCUGGGCAGAAAAGAUUCCGGGAUUUACUGAUCUCCCCAAGGAAGAUCAGACGCUACUCAUAGAAUCAGCCUUUUUGGAGCUGUUUGUUCUUAGACUCUCCAUCAGGUCGAACACAGCUGAAGAUAAGUUUGUGUUCUGCAAUGGACUUGUCCUGCAUCGACUUCAGUGCCUUCGUGGAUUUGGGGAGUGGCUCGACUCCAUUAAAGACUUUUCCUUAAAGUUGCAGAGCCUGAACCUUGAUAUCCAAGCCUUAGCGUGCCUGUCAGCACUGAGUGUGAUCACAGAACGACAUGGGUUAAAAGAACCAAAGAGAGUGGAGGAGCUAUGCAACAGGAUUACAAGCAGCUUAAAAGACCACCAGAGCAAGGGGCAGGCUUUGGAGUCCACUGAGUCCAAGGUCCUGGGUGCCCUGGGGGAGCUGCGGAAAAUCUGCACGCUGGGCCUCCAGCGCAUCUUCUACCUGAAGCUGGAAGACUUGGUAUCCCCGCCUUCCGUCAUCGACAAGCUCUUCCUGGACACCCUGCCUUUCUGAGCAGGAGCAGCCGGCACAGGUGCCGCCUCACCUGCGGGCACCUGCCAGCCCAGCAGCAGAGGGAUGGGACUGGACACCUCCCAUUUCCUGGCCUUCCUUAAGAGAAGCAGCAGCUCCUGUAGAAAACAAAGACUUUUUUUUUUUUCUGGCACUUUUCCUUACAACCUAAAGCCAGAAAACUUGCAGAGUAUUGUGUUGGGAUUGUGUUUUAUAUCUAGGCUUUGGGAGGGUGGGGGGCGGUAUGGGGGUAUAGUUCAUGAGAGUUUUUCUAAGAAUUGCUAACAAAGCACUUUUGGAUGAUGCUAUCCCAGCAGGAAAAAAAAAAAAAAGAAUAAUAUAACUGUUUUAAAACUCUUUCUGGGGGAAUACAAUUCUAGUUGUUUUGUAUUAAAAAGAACAGCCGAGAGUUGUUCGCCAGGGUAGGCUGUGUUUGAGAAUGAUCCCUUUAGAAUACACUUCCUGUAUCAAGGGUAUGUAUGUGACACAAACAAGGCAGAAAUUCCCUUUUCUUCAUUUCUUUCUUCCUAUAUUUUAUUUUAACAAAUGGUGAAAGAUGGAGGAUUACCUAGAAAUCAGACAUAGCAAAAAUGAUAAUGGCUGUUCGCUUCCAUAUACAAGUGCAAUUUUUAAAGUGCUGUCUUACUAAGUCUUGUGCAUUAACUCUAUUUAGUAUGGAAAUAAAAAGGAGGCAAGCAGGUUAGCAAAUGACAUGUGCUAGUUUUCCUAGUAGAGGCUUCAUCCACCUGCCCAUUUGAAACCCUUUUGAGGUAUGGUCCAUCCAAGAGUUUUUGGCCAUUCUUGAUGGAACCAGAUCCCUGCCCUGACUAUCCAGCUGCAUACGGCUGUUUUGGUGUGUUCUGUCAGCCCUGCCAGAGUUCCCUAAAUUCGCUUUAGUCGUAGUGGCUGACUGACACAUUCAUUCAGAAGCUGUGGGAACAUUCAGUCUGUCAGGCAUGCGUUUGAUCCCUAGCGGAGGAGAUACAAAGAAGCAGGAACUGGAUCAUACAGGGUAAGCAUCAGGGAUAGUAAGGUUUAUAUGUAUAUAUAUAUAUAUAUAUACACAUAUAUAUAUAUAUAUAGUUUAACUUUUGCUAUCAGUUAAAGAGACGGUUUUGAAGAGCAAGCAAGUCUUAUUAAAAAAGAAAUAGUAUGAAUGUGAGCACUAGAAGAAUUAGCUACGUUUCAACAUUCCGUGUUCGUACUCCCUUUUCUAUGUUUAUACUGUUAAUGCCAUAUUAUUAUAAUUUGUUGCAUAGUGUUCUUAUUUGUAUAAACAUUUGUAUGCACGUUCUAUUGUGAUAGCUUUGCCUGUAUUUAUUGCCAGACCAAGAGCUCCUGGAAGCUGAGUAACAGAGUACUUAACCUGAGGUAUUCACGGUGACUUGGAUACAUCAGUUAGAAAAAAAUAAAUAAACAAAUGUAUCUAUAAAAUAUAGCAGGUUACAUAUAUAUUUAUAAUGUGUCUUUUUAUUAACCGUUUGUACAAUAAAUGUCACUUACCAUGCAGUUAUUUUAUGGUUCAUUUGCAGUGACUUUUAAGGCAGUACUGUUUAGCACUUUGAUAUUAAAAUUUUGCUUAUGUUUUGCUAAAUUCAAAUAAUGUUUGAAGAUUUUUAGGUCUAAAAAUCUUUAUAUUAUAUACUCUGUAUCAAGUUGAAAUAUCUUUGGUCGUUUUGCUAAGAAACAAACUUUGAAUGUCAAACUGAUGUCACAGUAGUUUUUGUUAGCUUUAAGUCACUUUUGCUUCAGUCUUUUUAAAGGAAACGGUAACAAAAGUAUGCUGUUUAUAUUGUCAUUAAAUUAUACAAUCAAAUGCCAAAUGAAUUGCCUAAUUGCUGCAAAGGAUGACCCAGAUAGCAAAUCAUAUAUGUUUUUUUUUUAGAGCCCUUCUGAUAUUUGAUCAUGUAUUAUGUUUGUGUGAGCUUUGUAGAAAGAUUAUUAUUUUUGUAACAAGGUGAUAAGAUCUUGGAAUCUUAGACUUGGAAAGGGCUUGACUUGUCAACCAUUCCAACCCCCCUCAAGUUCAUAGAGGAGGAAACGGUGGCCUAAUGAAGGGUAAAGCUAGUUAACACAAUCAAGACUAGAUCCUAACUCCCCUUUCCAUAGUCUUUCUACUCAACUGACUGCAUCUGUAGGAAAGCAGGCUUUUAAACAUAACCGCUAAUAUUUACAUUAUACCUGAAGAUAACCAUGGAUGAAGUCAUAGUACUUUUGCAUUAAUUUUCUAGCUUAUAAGCAAACAUAAUAAGCAUUAUUAAAUAUCAGGAAAGCUAACAUUUCAUGCCAGAUAGCUUCAGACCAAAUUCAAAUUGGAUUUGAAUAAAUUAGACAUAUUGUGCGUAUAUAACCUCCUGUGCACCAUUAAAUAUUUGGAAAGUUAAUCUUUGCUUUUGUCCUGUCUGUAAAAGAAAAGCAAAACAAAAAGAGCCCUGGAGAAAUGCUGUUACUUUGCAUUUUUACACCCAUCAGAUUGAAGGAAAACACUUUUCAGCUGCAAUAGCUACUGGUUGGAAGGAAAGAAGCCUUUUUUAGUAAUAGGUCCAGACACUAGUGCUGAAAAUAAACAUCUUAGCCGGUGUGCUUCUGUCUUCCACCAGUUAUCACAACUGGGAGAGCCUCCCAAGUCAUCUGUCAGUUCAACUCUCUCUUUUUGUCUUAAUGUUGACACACAAGUUCAUACAGAACGGACGACCACAACAGUGCAGUAGAGAGUGUAAAGCAGGGGCCUCUUCCCUUCGGCAGGAGAACUCUCUCGGUUCUCAGUAGGAGCAUGCCUUCUGUGGGCGGACACGAGGACUCCACUAGCUGCUCCUGAGAAAUACCUUGCUUUUAUUUCAGACAGCAGAGGUUUCCAAAGUUUGUCCGCUCCUCUAACAGCACUGCUCUUUAGCGUGUGUUACAACCUGUGGUUUGAAAGAAAUGCUCUUGUACAUUAACAAUGUAAAUUUAAAUGAUUAAAUUAAAUCACAUUUUAUCAAUGGCUA
Molecule: messenger RNA, 6109 nt
Organism: Choloepus didactylus (southern two-toed sloth)
Lineage: Eukaryota; Metazoa; Chordata; Mammalia; Pilosa; Megalonychidae
Gene: NR4A3
Product: nuclear receptor subfamily 4 group A member 3
Exons: 8
Coding region: 1257-3125 (622 amino acids)
Biological process (GO): regulation of transcription by RNA polymerase II; cellular response to corticotropin-releasing hormone stimulus
Cellular component (GO): transcription regulator complex; nucleus
Molecular function (GO): RNA polymerase II cis-regulatory region sequence-specific DNA binding; nuclear glucocorticoid receptor binding; zinc ion binding
Source: RefSeq, a predicted model, not a curated record